Molecule: messenger RNA, 3183 nt
Organism: Microdochium trichocladiopsis
Lineage: Eukaryota; Fungi; Ascomycota; Sordariomycetes; Xylariales; Microdochiaceae
Exons: 3
Coding region: 1-3183 (1060 amino acids)
Biological process (GO): actin cortical patch assembly; actin filament organization; protein autophosphorylation
Cellular component (GO): cytoplasm
Molecular function (GO): protein serine/threonine kinase activity; ATP binding
Source: RefSeq, a predicted model, not a curated record
AUGGCCUCCCACGGACACAAGUUGCCGGGCAUGCACCAACGCCAUGGGCAGCAAGCAAUGUACGCAGCCGCUCCUCAGGGGCAGCAGCAGCCGGUGCACCUUCCGGCCUCGACAGCCCCUGCCGGCACCUUCUCGCCCGGCACAAAGAUUCAGGUCGGCGAGCACAAGGUGGUGAUCCAGAAGUACCUGUCCGAGGGCGGUUUUGCGCACGUCUAUCUGGUCAGGCUCCCGCACCCUGUUGACGGGACCGACCAAGCGGUCCUGAAGCGGGUGGCGGUACCGGACAAGGAGACCCUGCGUGGGAUGAGGACCGAGGUUGAGACGAUGAAGAAGCUCAAGGGCCACCGCCCCAUCGUCAAGUAUAUUGAUUCGCAUGCUUCCGAGCUCAAGGGCGGCGGUUACGAGGUGUUCCUGCUCAUGGAGUUCUGCAACGGCGGCGGCCUCAUUGAUUUCAUGAACACACGCCUGCAGCACCGGCUGACCGAGCCCGAGAUCCUCAACAUCUUCACCGACGUCGCCGAGGGCGUCGCCUGCAUGCACUACCUCAAGCCUCCGCUACUUCACCGCGACCUCAAGGUCGAGAACGUCCUCAUCACCAACAAUGGCUCCCGCAAGAAGUUCAAGCUCUGCGAUUUCGGCUCGGCCGCGCCGCCCAAGCCAGCCCCGCAGACCGUCGUCGAGUGCCGCCUGGUGGACGAGGAUGUGCAACGGCACACGACUUUACAAUAUCGAAGCCCCGAGAUGGUCGACGUAUACCGUAAGCAGCCCAUAGACGAGAAGUCCGACAUCUGGGCGCUAGGCGUGCUCCUGUACAAGCUCUGCUACUACACCACGCCAUUCGAGGACCAGGGCCAGCUCGCCAUCAUGAAUGCGAGCUACAGGUUCCCCAGCUAUCCUGCCUUUUCGGACCGGUUGAAGAGCCUAAUAGCGUCAAUGCUGCGAGAGAACCAGACUUCGCGACCAAACAUCUACCAGGUCCUCCGUGAAGGGUGCUCAAUGCAAGGACUGCAGGUACCAAUACAUGAUAUAUACGCAGGCAGGUCGCAAUCAGAGCCACGCAAGCCAGAGCACCAGCCGCCACCGGAGCAGCGGGCAUCCGCCAAGCCUGUGGUUGGUGCGGUGUUCUCUCCUCCACCUCAGCAGACCCAGGUUAUCCCGGACAUUGUGCCGAUGCGGCGUGGCCGACCGCAAGCUGCGGCCUCAGUCACACCUAAUCAGUCUUCUCGGCCGAGCCCUUCGCCUGCGCGUGUGACGCAAGGCGAUCCAUUUGCCGCGCUUGACUCAAAGCCCGCCGUACCAGCUGGCGACAUGGAUGACGUCUCUUCGAGGUUUCCCAGCCUCGACCAGUUCUCACUUCUUCACGACAAGAAAGGAUCGACGUUUGAUUUUGAGAAGCCUGCCCCAGGUACAAAGGGGUUGAAUGUUACAACUCAACGGGUUGCUGAUGAUGAUGACGACGACGACGAUGUCAACAAUGCUUUCGCUAUUGCAUCCGCCAUGCCCCCUGAACUACCGUCCGAGCGACACAUUACGCUCGAACAGGGUCGCAUUCGUGGCACAGUCCCCGGCGCACAGCCGCCGGUCGCUUCGACUCCCAAACCAGCGUCUGCACCGCCAAAACCUGCAUCCGAGAUGAGUCGCGCCUCAAUGAUCAUCUCGAACAAUCCCGAGCUGCAAGCCAUCGCAUCGCCGCCUUUGAAGCAGACGCAGGUUCCGCCGCCUCGCACGUCUAACACAACGCCCAAUGUGAUCGGCAGCAUAUCCCCCCCGGCAAGAAUCCCGCAGGACUACCCUCCGAUCCACAGAUUUCCACCAGCAGAUCAAUUCAAGGCGCCGAGCUUGCAGCGGCCUAUGGAAACCAGAAGCAGUGGCCAAUUGCGUACCGAUGCUGCGCAGGCUGUACGCGGCUUCCAACCACAGGGGGCGUCGCCUGGCUAUCAACCACAACAUCCUUCGUCCUCGCGUCCAUCUCUCGAAGGCGGUCGACCAAGUGCAGACAACCUCGAGCUGUUGCAGAAGUCCUCAUCCUCAUUGGGAAGACCUCGGCCAUCAAGCACAUACUUAGAAUCGAACCUCGACUAUCUACGUGAGAGGGAAGCAGCGCCGAGGCCACUGAAACCCUCUCCAUCGCCUCGUCUGGAUGAUGGACCGAUGGCGGCUCCCGACUACCAAGAUGAGAGCACGAUCGAGUCCAAUGUCGAAUUCUUGAGGUCUAUGGAAGAGCCAGACGCAAAGAGCAAGAAGGACAAGGCUGGCAAGCAUGGGAAAAGAGGCAGCUUGACGUCUCUCUCUGGGACUAAGAACAUCCUUGCUGGCAAGUUUGGGGAUGCCUUCAAGAGAUUCGAAAGCAGUGGCUCUACGUCCGCGGCCAAAACGCCUUCGCCGCUAAAGGAGCACGACCGGUUCGAUCUGACACCCAUAGCGGGCUCUGAAGCCACCGACGGCCGGAGCGAUGAUGGCAUAGUACACGGCGAGGCGGAACUGACCCCAGAGAUGCGGCGGGAGCGCGAAGCACAGAGUUUGGCCGAGGAAGAGAGACGUGUUGAGGCCGCGGCGGCUGAGUACAAACUUCGUGUCGCUGCACGGAGUACUGGGGCUGCUGCUCCUCCAGCACUGCCAAAGAGUAUCGGUGGGGUGUCUCGAGCUGUGAGUAUCCAGAACCGAGUGCAAGCCCUACUCGACGAGUCACAGAACUCGCCCAUACAGCGGACCGCAUCUGGAUACGGGCAGUUCUCAGACAAGGCAACUGCAGUCAGCCGACUUGACAAGGAGCUUCCCCAGCUCCCUCGCAAGCCUGUCACGGGUGCGAUACCGCCACGAGCAUCGACGCUGCCCAACGAGAUGCCUAUCCGCGGCGGCCGUCCGGGCUCGAGCAACACCGAUCCGGGACUCUCUCAGCGGCCCACGCCGCCGCCCAAGCCGAGUCUCGCUCCGAAGCCGACACACCUGAACAGCCUUGGAACAGGUGGUAGGCCCAAAUCGCCGCCGAAGCCGCAGAACAUGCAGAUCCCGCAGGGCCGGGCCCAGAGCUCAGUCGCAGCGGUGCCAAAUCCGGCUCUGAUGUCACCUCAGGAAAAGGAGGACUACAUUGAGGAUUUCAGCAAGCGUUACCCGAGUCUCGUGGCGAUUGAGAGUGUGGAGCAGGACUUUGGCGCUGACGCCCGCCCCAAAACGGGACGAUGA